This is a messenger RNA of Hemicordylus capensis (graceful crag lizard), 1986 nucleotides long. RefSeq names its product meiotic nuclear divisions 1 (gene MND1). Gene Ontology annotation, molecular function: double-stranded DNA binding. The transcript is spliced from 9 exons. NCBI's taxonomy places the organism in Eukaryota, Metazoa, Chordata, Lepidosauria, Squamata, Cordylidae. The record is from RefSeq and is a predicted model, not a curated record. The coding region runs from base 372 to 989 and encodes 205 amino acids. Gene Ontology annotation, cellular component: nucleus. Gene Ontology annotation, biological process: reciprocal meiotic recombination.
GCAAGUGUGAUUCAGCGUAGGGACGCCAGAUGGCACUAGUCAGCCGAGAGGCAAAGCGGCUUCCUUUUCCCGCGGUCUCCCACCCCGCCACCCCAGCUCAAAAUCCCGCCGGUCGGGGGCGGUUCGCUGUGGAGGGCAGGAAGCGACAUGAGCUGCAACAGUCCUGAAACUGGGAUUUUGGCACCCUCUGCUGACUGGAAAGAACUGAGCCUAACUGCUAGCAAAUUAAGUUCUGUCUCUUAGAGCAUGUCAGGUCCACAACCCUCUCACAAGGAUGACUUCUGUACACUGUGAAAAAUAACCCUUCACAGUAAAUCCAAUGUUUCUUUCUCUGCUAUGAUUAUUCUGCCCUUCUUCCAAAAGAACUCAGCAUGUCGAAGAAAAGGGGACUGAGUGUUGAAGAGAAGAGAACUCGGAUGAUGGAAAUAUUUUUUGACACGAAAGAUGUAUUCCAGUUAAAAGACAUUGAGAAAAUUGCUCCCAAAGAGAAAGGAAUCACUGCUAUGUCAGUGAAAGAGGUCCUGCAGAGCCUAGUCGAUGAUGGUAUGGUGGACACUGAUAGGAUUGGGACUUCCAAUUAUUUUUGGGCUUUUCCAAGUAAAGCUCUUCAUGCAAGGAAACGUAAAGUGGAGGAACUGCAGAAUCAGUACUCCGACUAUAACCAGAAGAAAGAGAACUUACAUGAGAGCAUUAAGAAAUCAAAAGUUGGGCGCCAAGAUACUGAAGAACGUGCAGCACUGAUAAAGGAACUUACUGCCCUUCGACAGAAGAAAGACCAACUGAAGACAGAAAUAGAUAAAUACAAAGAAUGUGAUCCAGAUAUCAUUGAAGAAACCCGUCAAGCAAAUAAAGUAGCUAAGGAAGCAGCUAACAGAUGGACUGAAAACAUAUUUUCAGUAAAAUCUUGGGCCAAGCGGAAGUUUGGAUUUGAAGAGAGCAAAAUUGACAAAACAUUUGGUAUCCCAGAAGACUUUGACUAUAUUGAUUAGAUGUGUUCUAUAAGAAUAGCAAAUAAUUGUGUUUGAAGCUUUGUUUUCAUUUUGAAGUGUGUUUUCUUUUCCUUCCAACUACUGUUUGUAUUUUUAUCAAUACAACCUGAAAAUGCAUUGAAAAUCUGUUCUUUCUUUCUAUUUCCCCCUCACCUUUAAGAAUUACUGAUAAGGUUGUCUGUGCAGUAUAGAUAGAUGUUCAUUGUGUUAAUUUCAUGACAUAAGAAAUAGGUGGGGCCCAGAGAGAGAUUGGGGAGCCCUCUGGAAUACAUUGGAGGACAUGAAAUUACAUAAGUGGAGCUGUGAGUAGAAAGUUUAAUGUAUGAAGUCUGUGCUUGUUUCAUCCAGUACUUGUUCAUAAAAACAGUAGGUUGGACUACUCAGGCCAUAUCCUGUGGUUAGUCACUUCUCUCAAGCUAUGAUUUGGGAACACUGAGCUAUUUUUAAAAUCCAGGUAGCCCAGAUGAUACAGAUUAUACAAUUCAUAAUUAUUUGCCUGGCAAGGUCAUUGUGAAGGUGAAUGCAGUUAAGUGGCAAUAAAUAUUACUUUGGGCAGAAAGUAUAAUAUUCUUAAUUUUCAAGGGUCCAGAGAAGAUACACAUUUAUAUAGAUCAGCUCCCAGUAAGCCUAUUCACAGAGUCAAGAAUUAGACAGAAAUAUAAAGGUCUUAACAGAACAGCAACCUUUAUUGCAUUUGCAACAUAAUCUAGCACAUGGCUGACAGACGGACAUGUCCAGGGAGGGGCAGGUGGCAGGCUGUUCCACCUGUAGGCACAUAGUAGGCUGUUCCACCCUUCUUAAAGAUACACUCAUUUGCAUCUCACAGAGUAACAUUAUCUUAAAAGAACUUUACAGGAUGUUUAUCUUGAGACAAAACAGUACUGUAUAUGGGAAAUAAUUUAUUUUCUUCCUGAGGAGGAAUAGAAUUGUAAGAUUGUCUCCUUGGUUUCUAGUCUUUCUACAAGACUUGUUUUGUGCAAUAAAUGCAUAGCUAUCA